Mycotypha africana is the source of this 1166-nucleotide messenger RNA. RefSeq lists its product as uncharacterized. The transcript is spliced from 3 exons. The coding region runs from base 64 to 924 and encodes 286 amino acids. The record is from RefSeq and is a predicted model, not a curated record. Lineage: Eukaryota; Fungi; Mucoromycota; Mucoromycetes; Mucorales; Mycotyphaceae.
UUUUUUCAAUUUUCUGAUUCAUUUCCUGCCUUGUCUCUAAUUUUGUUUCUGUUCCUUGAAACUAUGAGAAUAAGUCGAUUCUCGAGCGCAUUAUAUCCGAUAAGAGGCUUUCUUCAUGUUAUACAGCAUCCUGCGCAUAUUGGUUCUAUAUUUGUCUCUAUCGCCAAGGUCAUCGCAGCUAGCUCCAUCACCGUGAUUCCAAUUUUUACUUUUGGCUAUGUUUAUCAACACCGCGCGUUAAAGUAUCUUUACAUGCAUUUCAUUUCACAGCAUUUCAAAAAACAUGCUAUUUCUUCCGUAUUUUUAAAGGCUAGUAGCGUGUUUCUUUGUCUUUUCGAGUCAUCCAUCGUUACUUUGCAAAUCAGUGGCUAUUUUAUAGGCAAUGUUCGCAAUAGGCUUUUUGAUUCUCUACUUCAAGAAAGAAAUGGAUUACCAAAAAGGUCUCGCCGCAAAAGUGAUGAAGUUGGGACUGUAGCUGAAAGAGUAGGUGGAGCCUUGGUGGGUAGCUCGUUAACAAAACAUUUUCUGCUUUCUCCUUUGAAUCUCAUGAUAAUGAGUGCUGAGGAUGACGAUACCUGGAGCAUAGUAAUUGUAAGGUCAAUUAUAUCAGUGGUGACUCUGCCUAUCAAUGCAGUACCUAUUGUUGGACCUAUCUUUUAUGUCUCUAUACAAGCUGUGUUUCGUGGAGGAAUGUCGCAUAGAAGAUACUUUCAAUUAUAUGAUUGGUCGCCUGCUCAACGGCAGCGCCGUGUGGAAGAACACUUUUUGGAAUAUCAGAGCUUUGGCUUAGUGGCCACACUACUGGAGAUGACACCAUUUUUAGGGCUUUUUUUUAUAUACACAAAUCAAAUAGGAGCUGCAAUGUGGGCAAUGGACUUGCAUGAUAGAAAGCUUUUGGAACCAUCUAGCAUUAAGAAUGAUUAGGAUUUAUCAUUAAGAAUAGAUAUUAUAUGUGUAUAUUCAGCAAUUUGACUGGCUAACUAAAGCCUAUAUUGUAUAAAGCUAUCCAGAGGAACACGCUUAGUAUUCCACCAGAAACUUGUAACCGUUCCGGGCCACAGUCCAAAUACCUUUAGGAUAAUAGCUACAACCACUCUUCCAUACGGUACCCUUAAAACUAUUCCUCAAUUUUGCGACAUAUUGUUUCUGUGCCUCCAACUUAGGCU